Molecule: messenger RNA, 2617 nt
Organism: Ricinus communis (castor bean)
Lineage: Eukaryota; Viridiplantae; Streptophyta; Magnoliopsida; Malpighiales; Euphorbiaceae
Product: probable inactive receptor kinase At2g26730
Exons: 2
Coding region: 593-2446 (617 amino acids)
Biological process (GO): protein phosphorylation
Molecular function (GO): protein binding; ATP binding; protein kinase activity
Source: RefSeq, a predicted model, not a curated record
AAGACCAUCUGAUCAGGAUGGGCGGCCUGGAAAUGUGAGGUUUUACUAUAAAAUACCGUGCUUCUAAUGUUGUAUUAUGGUUCACCUCUAUUGCAUUUUACGAAUUGUAGCUGUCUGGUCAUUUUUAAGUUUCCAAUGUUUGUAGCUGGAUAGUAGAAUUCAUAAGAUUUUUAUGCUUUAUUAACUAUGCAGAUCAGUAAGUAGCAAUUGAUAUCAAACCUCAUGAGGCCAAAUGGCCAAGGCUGAUAGCAUGACAUUCAUAGACCAUGAGGCACCUGAGGUUCUUCUUAUAUUCUCAUAUGAAAAUGAUAUGACAAUCAAUAGCUUUGAGGCAGCCGGCACCUUGUUUUCAAUCUUUAGCUGGGGCCAAAUGGUUCAUUUCCUUGGUCCUGCAGUAACAAUCGUUCCAAAAGAAGACAAAUUCCAUUGUGAAUUCAGCCGAUCUGCUCUGUAACAAAUUCCAACAGCCACUUGAGCAUAGGGAUUUCCUCUAACUUCUAUCUGGAAAGUAUCACUUGUUACAUGUAUACUUCCCACAAAGCUAUAUUGCAGACCUGUUUGCUUCAAACCUUAGAGCGAUUAAUCAUCCAAAAUGAAGCAAACCCCAAUUUGUGUAAUCUUCAUUUCACUCGCUCUACUUUUCCACUCAACAAAUUCUGCUGUGGAGGAGGGAGUCAAGGCCUCCCUCAUCAAAUUUCUUGCAAAACUGAAUGGGACCAAUGCCCAACCCGAUCCAAGUUUUGGUUGGAAUAAUGCCACAGAUCCGUGUCAGGGUGGCUGGAAGGGGGUGAUCUGUGAUACUCAAACCAAUAGUUCUGUAAGAAGGAUAUAUCUCAAUCAGAGUAGCCUUUCAGGGGUUUUUGAUGCUGCCUCUCUUUGCAAUGUGCCACCUCUUGCUUCAUCUCUCGUGCACAUUAAGCUCGAUCAGAACAAUAUUGGCGGACAGCUUCCAGCUGAGAUUGUAAACUGCAAAAAUCUCAAUCGCCUGCUUAUACGCCAUAAUCAGUUUUCUGGCAACCUUCCUGACUCGCUAGCCAUGCUUAACAACCUGAAAAGACUUGAUAUUUCAUAUAAUAGCUUCUCUGGUAGCAUGCCAAAUAUGUCGCGGAUUUCAGGUCUUUCGACGUUUCUUGCUCAGUAUAAUAAGCUGACAGGUGAGAUACCAAAUUUUGAUCUUACCAAUUUUGAGAUGUUCAAUGUUUCUUUCAAUGAUUUCACUGGUGCUAUUCCUGUCAAGACGGGACGUUUCGAUCAAAGUAGCUUCAUGGGCAAUCCUGGAUUAUGUGGGCCUCUGUUGAACAGAGUUUGUUCAUUAUCGUCAGAUGACAAUAUAGCAAGUCAUAAAGAUGGCGUAUCAAAAGAUGAUAUCCUUAUGUAUUCAGGGUAUGGAUUAGUAGGCUUUGUUUUUCUGGGUCUCAUAAUUUACAAGGUGGGUAAAAGAAAUAAGAAAAAUGAGAAGGGUGAUUCAAUUAACCAAGUUUCAUCAGUUGAUGACGGUAUGGAAAAGCCAGGUGAAGUUUCAGCUGAUUAUAAAAUUGCGGCAAGCAGAUCAGCUGAAAAUAGUGCAACGGUUUCUACCUCGCUUAUAGUUCUAACAAGUCCUGUAGUGAAUGGAUUUAGUUUUGAGGACUUGCUGAGAGCUCCUGCUGAGUUGAUUGAAAGAGGAAAACAUGGUAGCCUUUACAGGGUUAUAUGCGAGAAUGGAUUAAUCUUAGCAGUAAAAAGAAUUAAGGGUUGGGCAAUUUCAAGCAAUGAAUUUAAGCAGAGAAUGCAGAAAAUAUACCAGGUUACCCAUCCAAAUGUAUUGUCACCUCUUGCUUUCUACUGUUCUAAACAAGAGAAGCUGUUGGUUUAUGAGUACCAGCAGUACGGAAGUCUACAUAAGUUUCUCCAUGGAACUCAAACAGGUCAAGCAUUUGAAUGGAUCAGCAGACUCAAUGUUGCAGCUAGAAUUGCUGAAGCAUUAGCCUUCAUGCAUCAAGAGCUUCGUGGUGAUGGGAUUGCACAUGGCAAUCUAAAAUCCUCUAACGUCUUGUUUAAUAAGAACAUGGAGCCUUGCAUAAGUGAGUAUGGACUAAUGGUUGUUGAUAAUAAUCAAGACUCUUCUUCUUCUUCUUCAUUCAGCAGUCCCAAUGCUUUCAAGGAAGACGUUUACGGUUUUGGCGUGAUUCUGCUUGAAUUACUCACUGGAAAACUAGUGCAAACCAAUGGAAUUGACUUGACUACAUGGGUUCAUUCUGUCGUUCGAGAAGAAUGGACUGUAGAGGUCUUCGACAAGAUUCUUAUAUCAGAAGGUGCAUCGGAAGAGAGGAUGGUGAAUCUGCUCCAGGUUGCUAUAAAAUGUGUUCACAGAAGUCCAGAGAAUAGGCCUGCAAUGAACCAAGUUGCUGUCAUGAUCAAUACCAUUAAGGAGGAGGAAGACAAAUCUGUAACUUUUGAAGGAUGAAUUAUGAAUGUUUUCCAACAUAAAUUACAGCUGCUAGCUUGAAUGAUGAAUACGAAACACUGCAAAAAUACAUGGUAUAGGAAAGUUUGUUCCAUUCCCAUUUUUUUUCUUCUUUUACAUGUAGUGCAGAACAAAAUUAACAUUUCUUUUUCCAAUUAAUAAAUGAGUUAU